Trypanosoma rangeli is the source of this 582-nucleotide messenger RNA. RefSeq lists its product as uncharacterized. The record is from RefSeq and is a predicted model, not a curated record. Bases 1 to 582 code for a protein of 193 amino acids. NCBI's taxonomy places the organism in Eukaryota, Euglenozoa, Kinetoplastea, Trypanosomatida, Trypanosomatidae. The transcript has a single exon.
AUGCCAUACGUGGGUAAGCAGGAAAAGGGGGGCACACAGCUGGUGUACGCGGAAGUAGUGGUAUCUUUUGCCACAGCCAUCGGGCUAUUUGCUUUGACAGUUGUGCAACUUCUCUAUCGUACAACGCGUCGUGCUAGACGGCUGUGGCGAGCUGAGAAUCAAAUUAGAUUUGAUGGGGCGCAUUUUUUGAACAGGCCGGUGGGAAAUGCUGGACGAAAAAUAAUAGAAAUUGGCCUAAAAAAGCACGCAAACAAGGAGAUUAAACCGCCCUCUUUUGUUUUGACUGCCGUUGUUGCUAAUGACAGAGAUGUCAGGGCGGAUUGCCUUUCUAUGCUUGCAGAGACGCGGCAAAUAUUUUGCAAGCGAUACGGUGAUUCGGCACGUUUAAUGUCAAUGCGAUGUUGUUUAUCCUGUUUUGAAAACGCGUUACCACCCAGCCAAACGGAGGAUUUUUUGCGUCUUUAUGAGAAUGUUUUGUUUGGUCAACAUCGAGUUGACGGGAUUUGUGAUACUCUUACUAGUGAUGAUAUUAAGUUUUUGUAUGCUUUUUUUCAUAAUACAAUACUGAAGGAGAUCCAAUGA